Messenger RNA from Polistes dominula (European paper wasp), 2162 nucleotides. Its product is annotated as protein-lysine N-methyltransferase SMYD4. Gene Ontology annotation, cellular component: cytoplasm; nucleus. Gene Ontology annotation, molecular function: histone deacetylase binding. NCBI's taxonomy places the organism in Eukaryota, Metazoa, Arthropoda, Insecta, Hymenoptera, Vespidae. The record is from RefSeq and is a predicted model, not a curated record.
AUUAUAUUACAUCGCGUUUUGUUUCUUCGACAUGGCGUACAAUUUCGACUACGAGAUCAGUGAUUAUUUUGUCUCAAAUUUGUUUGCCGUAAGAAACGCGAUAUCUCAACAGGAUUUUAAGAAAUUUACCAAUCUUCGAUCAAACGCAGAUAGAGUUGCUUUUAUAUUGAGUUAUCCUGAAGCCCAUCAUUUGUCCUUUGAAGUUGAAAAUUAUGAAAUCAAAGACGGGGUGAAAGCUAUGAGUUAUAAGAAUGUUGGUAACAAUUAUUUCGGAAGUGAGGAUUAUGGAGAAGCUUUGGAUGCAUACUCGAAAGCUGUACUUUUGGCACCUCAAAAGGAUCUUCCAGUGAUGCUCGCUAAUCGUUCAGCAGCACUUUAUCAUUUGCAAAAAUACGAACAUGCUUUAGAGGAUAUAGAAGAAGCAAUUCGAUUGAAUUAUCCCAAAGAACUCAGAUACAAAGUGGAAGAAAGGAGAGCUAGAUGUUUUCUAGCUCUGAAGAAUAACGCUAAAGCGAUACAAUGUUUUAGACUCGCGUUACAAUUACUGGAUGAUGCAAAACUUUCGUCCGAGCGAAAAAAAAAAUUAGGAACCGACAUCAUGUUAAUGUUGAGCUUGAUGGAGAAAGGUCAACAAUUGAAAGAAAAAUCUAAAAUAGUUCCGCAGCAAAGCAUGGCAAAUGAAACGAAUGAACACAAAAUCAUGAGAAAAAUAAUCAAACGUAAUCCUCUUUAUCCAGCUUGUAGCAAACUUGUGGAAAUAAAAAACGAUGAUGAUAAUGACAUAGGAAGACACGCUGUUGCUAAGAAGAAAAUUUUACCUGGCGAAAUUCUUAUAAUUGAACGACCACAUUGUGCUCUUUUAUUAGACGAAUAUAGGUUGAAUCAUUGCUUCUUCUGCUUCUCCAAGAUGAUCGUCCCAAUACCAGCAGCUUGUAACGUUUGCAGUUGCGUGAGUUAUUGCAGUACUCGUUGCAGAGAUAAAGAUGCUCAAUUGCAUAUUCGUGAAUGCAGUUUGUUACCAGUUUUAUGGCUAUCCCAAGCUUCGAUCACGUGCAUUCUAGCUCUUAGAACUCUUCUUCAAAGACCAUUCAAGGAAUUCCUUGAAAUGAGAGAACGUUUGACAACUACCAAAGAGAAACGUGAAAUUUCGGAAAAAAAACCAUACAAUGGAAAUGAUUAUGAAUCAUUUCAUGAUUUAGUGACUCACGAAGAUCAACGUACAAGUGAAGAUAUAUUUCAUCGAGCUUACAUCGCUGCAUGGUUGUUGAGACUUGUAAAAACAACCAAGUAUUUACCCAACAACGAUAAAACACCUGAUUCAUCCGAGGUAAAGCUCUCGGACGCUGAAUUGUUUGUAGGUGAAUUACUUUUGCAUCAUUUGCAGCUGUUACAAUUUAAUUCCCACGAGAUUUCCGAAUUAAAUAAUAGAAAAGUAAAAUCGAUCAAAAAGUCACUCGAAAAUGCUACAAAUCUUUUCAUUGGUGGUGGUGUAUAUCCUACAGUAGCCUUGCUUAAUCAUUCGUGUAAUCCUGGUGUAGUAAGAUAUUUUAUUGGUACGACUAUCGUUGUAAGAGCAAUUCGAACGAUCGAGGAAGGUGAGGAGAUAUCUGAAAAUUAUGGUCCUAUAUUUACUACGAUGCCUGAAGGUGUACGAAAACGAAAUUUGAGAGUACAAUAUUGGUUCGAUUGCAAGUGCGAAGCGUGCACAGGCCAUUGGCCCUUAUUGGAACAAAUAGAUCCUACAAUUUUCAGGUUUAAAUGCGAUUCGGGAAAAUCUUGCGGCAAUGUCUUGCCAAUCAGUACAAGUACAGAUGAGUUUAUGAUUAAUUGUCGAAAAUGUGGAAAAAAUACAAACAUAUUGAAGGGUUUAAAAGCAUUACAGGAUACAGAUAUGCUUUUUAAAGUCGCUUCGCGUCAUCUCGAAGAUGGACGGCACAAUGAAGCUUUGGAAACAUAUUUAAAAAUAUUGAAACUUCUCGAUGAAACAUUGUCUUUACCGAUCAGAGAUUAUCAUUUGUGUCAACAAGGUGCAAGAUUAUGUAUGUUGACUUUGGGUAAUACGGACUUAAAAUUAGGUAUUAAAAAAUAAUAUACUACUGAUAGAUUUUUUAUUUAUAACUAUUACAUGAUGGUACAAAAUAAGUAAAUGAAACACAAAGUAA